AUGCCUGUUAUGAAAGGCUUGUUAGCGCCUCAGAAUACCUUCUUAGACACCAUAGCAACGCGGUUUGAUGGAACACACAGCAAUUUUAUCCUCGCAAAUGCUCAGGUGUACCGUGGCUUUCCCAUCGUGUACUGCUCAGAUGGAUUCUGCGACCUUACUGGCUACGCUCGCACUGAAGUCAUGCAGAAGAAUUGUGGGUGCCGAUUCCUGCAUGGAGCAGAGACUAAUGACCAGGUUUUUGUGCAGAUUGAAAAAGCACUUGACAGCAAGCAAGAGUUUCAGGGAGAAGUGCAAUUCUACAAGAAAUCAGGCACUGCAUUUUGGUGUCUGCUUGACAUUGUACCCAUUAAAAAUGAGAAGGGGGAGGUUGUACUGUUCCUGGUUUCCUUUAAGGAUGUCACCGAUACCCGAGGCAUUAACCACCCAGGAGAUGGGAAAGAAGAAGGAAAGCGGAAGAACAAAAAGAGUAGUGGGUCCCAUUUUAGUGUUGCACGUAAACAGGGCAGGACUGUCCUCUACCAUCUGACCAGCCAUCUUCAGAAACGUGACAAAAAUAAAGUCACGUUGAACAACAAUAUGUUUGAGAAUAAGUCCUCUCUCCCGGAAUAUAAAGUGGCGUCCAUCCAGAAAUCCCGCUUCAUCCUCAUGCACUACAGCAUGUUCAAAGCUGGCUGGGACUGGCUCAUCUUACUGGCUACGUUUUAUGUUGCUGUGACUGUCCCGUACAACGUUUGUUUCACGGAAAGUGAUGACAGCUCCACUGCUUCACGCAGCACCACCGUCAGUGACAUCGCUGUGGAAAUGCUUUUCAUUUUCGAUAUAAUCCUGAACUUUCGUACCACGUAUGUCAGUCAGUCAGGUCAAGUGGUGUAUGAUGCACGAUCCAUCUGCAUUCAUUAUGGAACCACAUGGUUUAUUGUGGAUCUAAUUGCUGCAUUGCCAUUUGAUCUUCUUUAUGCCUUUAACAUCACUGUGACCUCUCUUGUUCACUUGUUGAAGACUGUGCGUCUGUUGCGGUUGCUGCGUUUAUUACAAAAGCUUGACCGGUACUCCCAAUACAGUGCUAUGGUCCUCACACUUCUAAUGUCAAUGUUUGCACUGCUUGCUCACUGGAUGGCCUGCAUUUGGUAUGUGAUUGGCAGGAGGGAGAUGGAAAUGAAUGAUCCACACACAUGGGACAUUGGUUGGUUAAAUGAGCUUGGAAAACGGUUAGAGAUGCCAUACACAAACAACUCAAUUGGUGGUCCAUCUGUCAGAAGUGCCUAUAUUGCUGCCCUCUACUUCACCCUGAGCAGCUUAACCAGCGUCGGAUUUGGAAAUGUUUCAGCAAAUACAGAUGCAGAGAAGAUAUUUUCAAUCUGCACAAUGCUUAUAGGAGCUCUAAUGCAUGCCGUUGUUUUUGGGAAUGUUACCGCCAUCAUCCAGCGCAUGUACUCAAGGCGCUCCCUCUAUCACACCCGAAUGAAGGACCUGAAAGACUUUAUACGAGUUCACCACCUUCCUCGACAGCUUAAACAGCGAAUGCUGGAGUAUUUCCAAACGACGUGGUCAGUGAAUAAUGGGAUUGAUGCCAACGAGCUUUUACGAGAUUUCCCGGAUGAGCUACGUGCAGACAUUGCUAUGCAUCUGAACAAGGAGAUUCUGCAGUUACCCCUGUUUGUAUCGGCCAGUCGUGGGUGCCUGAGGUCAUUGUCUCUCCACAUCAAAACAUCUUUCUGUGCCCCAGGAGAGUACCUCAUCAGACAGGGUGAUGCCUUGCAGGCAAAUUACUUCGUGUGUUCAGGUUCAAUGGAAGUUCUCAAAGACAACAUGGUACUGGCCAUUCUUGGUAAAGGAGAUCUGAUCGGUGCAGACCUUUCAACCAAGGGCAAGGUGAUUAAAACCAAUGCGGAUGUUAAAGCAUUAACUUAUUGUGACCUGCAAUACAUUAGUUUGCGAGGCCUGAGUGAGGUAUUGCAACUUUAUCCUGAAUAUUCAAGCAAAUUCCUAGCUGACAUUCAUCAUGACCUGACCUUCAACCUUGAAGAAGGGCGUGAAGCACUGGGAUUCUCAAAGUUCGCUAAAUCCCCCAGACUUUCCCAGAACCACUUGGAGAGUGGUGACAAUUCCAACAAGAAGCUUCCCUCCAUUUUGGAAACUGAGGAUGAACCAGGUGAAUAUUCUCAUCUCUCACCAGCAACAAAGACCCGGAGGAAGCUCACCUUGCCCGGUUUGAACAGCCCAAUCCGGCGAGGGUCGCUCGGGAGCCUGCUUGGAGAUGACCUUAAGCAUUACUCAACGAUAAGACUUGGCAGUCGUUCACCAGCUAAGUGCAGGAGGGGUGGAAGCCCCCAAUAUAAGAAGGAAGAGACUGCAUCUAGUAAUGGAAAUGGUACUGCACGAAAACCAUCAAAACUACUUCUACCAUCCCUAAACUGCUGUGGACCUCCUGAUUUAAGUCCGAGAAUUGUUGAUGGGAUUGAAGACGAUGGCAAGACGUAUGAAACACCAACAUUUCACUUUAACGUGGAUCAGAAUUUUCAGAAGCUGACCAAAAUUUCUCCAAAGAAAGCUGCAUCUCAGGUGAAUCCAGCUGCGGCAGCUGAGGCACAAGAAAUAAAACGGAACAUCUGCAGACUUAACCAGGAGAUGAAUGAUCUGAAUCAGGAAGUAUCUCAGCUUGCCAAAGAGCUUCAUCAUAUGAUGCACCUUCUUCAAAGGCAAUUGGCUGCUCCGCAGUACACCCCUACAAUGAACUGCUCCCCCUAUGUUGUCUCCAUGGUUUCAUCCUCAACUCCUUCUGCAAACAGCACUGGGGUUGAAUGGCAACCAAGAUGCUCAUAUGCUUUACAGCCAUCUGCUCUACAUGCACAACCUGGCCCAAUCACUGGGACUCAGCACAGCCAAAACACAAGGACUCCCAGCUCCUGGAACUUCAGCAAUCCUUCAACUGCAGCAUGCUAUCCAGGGAGUUCUGUGAGGGCAACUGUAUCAUGCCAAAGGACAGCGGAUGUAGAACUUCACCAUCCAACGGUCAACUGUUUCCACACAGUCUCAAGUCCUGUGGCGUCAUUUCAUUAUCAAAUACCUCCAGGUGAUCAGGGAAAGAGCCCAGUGCAUCACUCAGACUUGAAUCGAGUUCCUACUCAAGCUGUAGCAGGCUCUCCAAAUGUUGCUCGGUCGGUCUCACGGAACAGUGGAUGCUCCAUUGCUGCUUCUCCUUCUGGGCGGCCUACAUUAGCAUCCCAGAAUCUAAACCUUUCAACGUCGCCAAGCCCUUGUCAUUCUCUCUGUCCAUCUAUAAGUGCCAGUACCUCUCCUCUGAUUACAGCGGGUGCGAAUCUAUCUGCUUUGCGAACUUCAAGCUCCAUGCAGCCUGUUCACAACUCUUCAAACUCUGUGCAUUCUGUUCAAAUCUCACCAACCCCCAGCCCACUGAUUUCAAUCAUUCCUACACCUUAUCAGCCUGAGACCACCUCGCUAAACAUUUGUCAAUCCUUCUCAGUCAUUCCCAAUCCUAGCCACUCCAUAUUUAGCUCACCAAGCUCUAAACAGUGUUUCCCAUUAUCUGCUGUUUCUGGCUUGAGUUCUAAGGAGGAUUUAAUGGAGCUGAACUCUACAAGCACGGGCGAUGAAUGUAUAUCUUGA
Hemiscyllium ocellatum (epaulette shark) is the source of this 3627-nucleotide messenger RNA. It is a transcript of the gene kcnh4b, whose product is annotated as potassium voltage-gated channel, subfamily H (eag-related), member 4b. Gene Ontology annotation, molecular function: voltage-gated potassium channel activity. The record is from RefSeq and is a predicted model, not a curated record. Lineage: Eukaryota; Metazoa; Chordata; Chondrichthyes; Orectolobiformes; Hemiscylliidae. The transcript has 16 exons. Gene Ontology annotation, biological process: regulation of membrane potential; potassium ion transmembrane transport. The coding region runs from base 1 to 3627 and encodes 1208 amino acids. Gene Ontology annotation, cellular component: membrane.